CUCGACUCCCAACAGACCAAAACCAACAGACCACAACACGACAUGCGACCAACGAUGUUCAUAGUCCUGGUUUUCCUCUUCUCACUCUCAUUCUCACAAGCAGACACGUCACUUCCACGCGCCACCGUCUGCAUCGUCGGAAGCGGCAUCGGGGGCUCAUCAGUCGCACACUUCCUCCGCCUCUUCUCCACCUCCCUUGACGAUGCCGUUUUCGACAUCCGAAUGUUCGAGCGAAACGUCGUCGUCGGAGGCCGCAUGGCCACCGUUGACCUCUCCGGCGAGGUCUUCGAGGCCGGAGCCUCCAUUCUUCAUCCCAAGAAUUUAUACGCCUUGAACUACACCAACCUCCUCAACCUCACCAUCAAAGAACCUUCCUCUUCUGCUUCCUCUUCUCCUUCUCUCGGAAUUUGGGAUGGUAAAAAAUUCGUCUUCAAAACCCUCGGAUUCAAAUCGAACCUUCCCUUUGUUCAGAAACUCGUUUCCUAUGCCAAUUCCGUUCUCAUGUUUCUUCGCUACGGAUUCUCGCUUCUCAAAAUGGAGAGAUUUGUUCAGACUGCCGUUGGUAGCUUCUUGAAAUACUAUGAGAGUCAUGAGUUGAGACCAAUUUUCGAGAGUGUGGAGGAGAUGCUUAAAUGGGCUGGUUUGUACAAUCUCACAACUGCCAAUUUAGGACAGGAAUUGACUGAUGCUGGGCUGUCUCCGUUGUUGGCUCAAGAGCUUGUUACCGUUAUCACGAGAAUUAAUUAUGGUCAAAGUUUAGCUAUUAGUGGACUUGCAGGUGCUGUUUCAUUGGCAGGAGCUGAAGGAGGAUUGUGGUCCAUCAAAGGAGGGAACUGGCAGAUGGCUUCUGGACUUAUUAAUCACUCGAAUGUCGCAUUGCACCUCCAUGAGGAAAUAGAAUCAAUCUCUUCUAUGGGAAAAUAUUAUGAACUUAAUUCCACCAAAGGAAACAGUUACAAAUGUGAAGUUGCAGUGGUUGCUACGCCGCUAGAUGAAGUGAAAAUUCGGUUUACUCCUCUAAUAUCAAUUCCUAAGAGAAGACUACAGCAUACGCAUGCAACUUUUGUUAGGGGCCUCCUAAAUCCGGAAUAUUUUGGCCUGGAUGCUGUAUCGGAUAUCCCAGAACUGGUGGGGACAAUUGAGGUUCCUGAUCUUCCGUUCUCAAGCAUUUCAGUUCUUAAGAGACAUGAUGAAAAAGAUAUGACUUACAAGAUAUUCUCCCGUAAACCUAUGGAUGAUGCUUUACUAGAUAGCAUUUUCAGUUUCAGGAAUGAGACAAUUCGAAUAGAUUGGGGUGCAUACCCUCAUUAUAAUGCUCCCGAAGUAUUUGCUCCGUUCAUAUUGGAUGCUCAGCAUUUGUAUUAUGUUAAUGCCUUUGAGAAUGCAGCAAGCACAAUGGAGACUAGUGCUGUUUCAGCUGAGAAUAUUGCGCGGCUCAUCAUGUCAAGAUAUUUUGGUCGACCACCUUUCAGUUCUUCAAAUUUGGGAUCUUAUUCUGGUACAGGAGCUUUGCGUGUAGAUCUAUGAGCUUUCUUUAUUAGCAACCACUAAAACUUAAAAACACAGUAGUUUGAAAUGUAUUUAUGAUAAGCUCACAUACAAAUGAGAUUUUUAUAUUGGGAUUCUGGAAACUCAUUAAACAAUGUAUAUUACACAACUUUUCUUCAUUGUAUGAUAUGAGAAAUUGAGCAUCGUGUACUUGUGUUUUCA
This is a messenger RNA of Morus notabilis, 1710 nucleotides long. Its product is annotated as farnesylcysteine lyase. The transcript is spliced from 5 exons. Gene Ontology annotation, molecular function: prenylcysteine oxidase activity. The coding region runs from base 43 to 1527 and encodes 494 amino acids. NCBI's taxonomy places the organism in Eukaryota, Viridiplantae, Streptophyta, Magnoliopsida, Rosales, Moraceae. Gene Ontology annotation, biological process: prenylcysteine catabolic process; prenylated protein catabolic process. The record is from RefSeq and is a predicted model, not a curated record.